GUCAAAAUAUGGCAUCUGGUAACUUUCAACCUUUAAUUCCAAUAUUUUCUGGUAAAAAUUAUGAUAAUUGGGCUUUUAGAAUGAAGUUGACAUUCAAUUCAUGUGAGUUAUCAGAUAUAGUUAUAAAUGGUUAUAUUGAACCACAAAAUGAGUCUACCUUGAGUCCAGAUGAUAAGAAAAAGCUUGAAGAAAAUAGGCAAAAGGAUAGAAGGGCUUUGCAGAUAAUCGGGCAAGCAUUGGAUGAUUCGGUUGUCGGAAGGAUUAAACCAGCCACUACAGCCAAGCAAGCAUGGGACAUCCUAGAGACGACAUAUCAAGGUACUAGUAAGACAGGUGGAAUAGGAAUGACAAUAGCUCAUUAGAGAAUGCAUUCAAAACACAAAUGACAUUUGGCAGAGGCAGAGGAAGAGGAAAUCCAGGAUUCAGAGGAAGAGGAAGAGGAAGAUAUAGUUACCAAAGAG
Messenger RNA from Cryptomeria japonica (Japanese cedar), 461 nucleotides. RefSeq lists its product as uncharacterized. NCBI's taxonomy places the organism in Eukaryota, Viridiplantae, Streptophyta, Pinopsida, Cupressales, Cupressaceae. The transcript has 2 exons. The coding region runs from base 9 to 362 and encodes 117 amino acids. The record is from RefSeq and is a predicted model, not a curated record.